AUGGGGGGAGCUGGCUUCGCAUCCCCCCGCUUCUUCCCGCUGUCCCCCUCCAGCAGGCGGCUGGCCAACUCGGGACCACCGUCCCCUCCCCCCCACCCGAGAAAGAAACCCCCAAAGGAGCCCAAACGGCGGCCGGCCAGGGCCGCUGGGACCGCGCGCCCAGCCCGCGAAGCAGCGGCGGCGGCGGCGCCCGCUCACAUCCUCCGAGGCGGGUGUCAGCGGGGCUUGGCGGCACCGGUGCCCCUCACUCCAGCCGGGGGUCUCGGCUCUCCGGGUGCCCGGUCGGUACCCCCGCUCCCAUGGCUGCUCGGCCGGCCCGGGCCGCUCCGCCGCGCCUCCCUCCCUCCCUCCCUCCCCCCCGCACCCCGAGCCUCCUCGGUCUUUUCUCUGGCUCUGCCCGAGCGGCGGCUGCCGGGGACCGAGCGGCUGUCCUUCUCGCCACCGCCGCUGGGGGACUGGCACCUCUGGGUCCUAAAGGGAUCGGAUUUCCGGGGCCGGAGCUUUUCUCCCACUCUCUGUCGUUGGCCUGGCCGGGCUGACGAAGGGAGCCUUCCUACCCCUCCACCCGAGACGGUGAACGGGUUUGGGGGGAUGCUAGUCGGUCUCUUGGCAGAGUUGGGGGGCACCAAGGCCCAGCAGACCACUCUAUACCCACUUGUGGGCCGUGUCUUUGUGCACCCCUUGGAACAUGCCACCUUCCUGCGACUUCCUGAGCACAUUGCGGUGCCACCCACUGUCCGCAUCACCUACCACGCCCACCUCCAGGGACAUCCAGACCUGCCCCGGUGGCUCCGUUACACGCAGCGCAGCCCCUAUGACCCUGGCUUCCUCUACGGCGCUGCCACCCCAGAAGAUAAGGGCCGCCAGGUCAUUGAGGUCACGGCCUAUAAUCGGGACAGCUUUGACGUCACCGGGCAGAGGCUGAUACUGCUGAUUGGGGACCCAGAAGGCCCCCGACUGCCUUACCAGGCAGAGUUCCUCGUGCGCAGCCACAACGUGGAGGAGGUGCUGCCGUCCACACCCGCCAGCCGCUUCCUGGCCUCCCUUGGGGCCCUUUGGGAGCCCGGAGAGCUGCGGCUGCUCAACAUCACCUCCGCUUUGGACCGUGGGGGUCGUGUCCCCCUUCCCAUCGAGGGCCGUAAGGAAGGGGUGUACAUCAAGGUGGGCUCUGCCACACCCUUCUCCACCUGUCUGAAGAUGGUGGCAUCCCCUGACAGCCAUGCCCGCUGUGCCCAGGGCCAGCCUCCACUUCUGUCCUGCUAUGACACCUUGACACCCUACUUUCGUGUUGAUUGGUGCAAUGUCUCCUUGGUGGAUAAGUCAGUGCCUGAACCUUUGGAUGAGCUGCCUACCCCGGGUGAUGGGGUCCUGGAGCAUGACCCAUUCUUCUGCCCACCCACGGAGGCCACAGCCCGAGACUUCCUGGCAGAUGCCCUGGUCACCCUCUUGGUGCCCCUGCUGGUGGCUCUGCUGCUCACCCUGCUGCUGGCCUAUGUCAUGUGCUGCCGGCGGGAAGGACGGCUGAAGCGAGACCUGGCCACCUCUGACAUCCAGAUGGUUCACCACUACACCAUCCACGGGAACACUGAGGAACUGCGGCAGAUGGCAGCCAGCCGUGAGGUGCCCCGGCCUCUGUCCACCCUGCCCAUGUUCAACGUGCGCACGGGCGAGCGGCUGCCUCCCCGUGUGGACAGCGCCCAGGUGCCCCUCAUUCUGGACCAGCACUGAGGGCCCUUAUAGCCCAGGAGCCACCACUCAGAGAGCUGCUGACCCGUGGCCACAUCCACCGAGGAUUCCAGUUCCUGGCCCACUUGGACCCCAGGCUCUGACCAAGC
This is a messenger RNA of Jaculus jaculus (lesser Egyptian jerboa), 1835 nucleotides long. RefSeq names its product sarcoglycan alpha (gene Sgca). Lineage: Eukaryota; Metazoa; Chordata; Mammalia; Rodentia; Dipodidae. The coding region runs from base 1 to 1728 and encodes 575 amino acids. Gene Ontology annotation, cellular component: sarcoglycan complex; membrane. The transcript has 12 exons. Gene Ontology annotation, molecular function: calcium ion binding. The record is from RefSeq and is a predicted model, not a curated record.